Molecule: messenger RNA, 1382 nt
Organism: Coregonus clupeaformis (lake whitefish)
Lineage: Eukaryota; Metazoa; Chordata; Actinopteri; Salmoniformes; Salmonidae
Product: zinc finger protein 271-like
Exons: 2
Coding region: 89-1213 (374 amino acids)
Biological process (GO): regulation of transcription by RNA polymerase II
Molecular function (GO): RNA polymerase II cis-regulatory region sequence-specific DNA binding; DNA-binding transcription factor activity, RNA polymerase II-specific
Source: RefSeq, a predicted model, not a curated record
UGGGAAGACCUUCAGUCAAUCAGGACACCUGACUACACACCAACGCAUACACACAGGAGAGAAGCCUAAUAGCUGUGAUCAGUGUGGGAUGAGCUUCCGGAAGUCAGGAUACCUGACCAUACACCAACGCAUACAUACAGGAGAGAAGACUUAUAGCUGUGAUCAGUGUGGGAAGAGCUUUGCUCGAGAUUCCACCCUGACUGCACACCAACGCAUACACACAGGAGAGAAGCCUUAUACCUGUGAUCAGUGUGGGAAGAGCUUCAAUCAUUCAGGAUCCCUGAUUACACACCAACGCAUACACACAGGAGAGAAGCCUUACAGCUGUGAUCAGUGUGGAAAGAGCUUCAGUCAUUCAGGAUACCUGACUACACACCAACGCAUACACACAGGAGAGAAGCCUUAUAGCUGUGAUCAGUGUGGGAAGAGCUUCAGUCAAUCAGCACAACUGAUUACACACCAACGCAUACACAAAGGAGAGAAGCCUUAUAGCUGUGAUCAGUGUGGGAAGAGCUUCAAUCAUUCAGGAUCCCUGAUUACACACCAACGCAUACAUACAGGAGAGAAGCCUUAUAGCUGUGAUCAGUGUGGGAAGAGCUUUGCUCGAGAUUCCACCCUGACUGCACACCAACGCAUACACACAGGAGAGAAGCCUUAUACCUGUGAUCAGUGUGGGAAGAGCUUCAAUCAUUCAGGAUCCCUGAUUACACACCAACGCAUACACACAGGAGAGAAGCCUUACAGCUGUGAUCAGUGUGGAAAGAGCUUCAGUCAUUCAGGAUACCUGACUACACACCAACGCAUACACACAGGAGAGAAGCCUUAUAGCUGUGAUCAGUGUGGGAAGAGCUUCAGUCAAUCAGCACAACUGAUUACACACCAACGCAUACACACAGGAGAGAAGCCUUAUAGCUGUGAUCAGUGUGGGAAGAGCUUCAAUUAUUCAGGAUCCCUGAUUACACACCAACGCAUACACACAGGAGAGAAGCCUUAUAGCUGUGAUCAGUGUGGGAAGAGCUUCAAUCAUCCAGGAACCCUGAUUACACACCAACGCAUACACACAGGAGAGAAGCCUUAUAGCUGUGAUCAGUGUGCGAAGAGCUUCAAUCAAUCAGGAGAACUGACUACACACCAACGCAUACACACAGGAGAGAAGCCUUAUAGCUGUGAUCAGUGUGGGGAAGAGCUUCAUGGUGUCAGGAAAUCUGACUAGACACCAGCUCACACACACUGGAGAGAAACCUUACUCCUGUCUAUGUGGAAAGAUCUUUGCUCAUUCAUGGUCACUGGAAAAUCACCAUAAAGCACAAACAUGUCGUCUUUUAUCUCCCUCCUCUCCUGCACCGUUUCCAGAUCCCUAAAUAAAGUUUAAAUAGAAAACA